Stereum hirsutum FP-91666 SS1 is the source of this 1017-nucleotide messenger RNA. RefSeq names its product kinase-like protein. Gene Ontology annotation, molecular function: ATP binding; protein serine/threonine kinase activity. Bases 1 to 1017 code for a protein of 338 amino acids. The transcript is spliced from 3 exons. Gene Ontology annotation, cellular component: nucleus; cytoplasm. Lineage: Eukaryota; Fungi; Basidiomycota; Agaricomycetes; Russulales; Stereaceae. Gene Ontology annotation, biological process: endocytosis; signal transduction; peptidyl-serine phosphorylation. The record is from RefSeq and is a predicted model, not a curated record.
AUGGCCGAUUCGUCAUCCCACCGACUCGACCUCCGCGUAGGAGGUAAGUAUCGCCUCGGCAAGAAGAUCGGUUCGGGCUCGUUCGGUGAUAUCUACCUCGGAAUCAACAUCAUCUCUGGGGAGGAGGUCGCCAUCAAGCUCGAGUCAGUCAAGGCGAAACACCCUCAACUCGAGUACGAGUCAAAGGUCUACAAGACCCUGGCUGGCGGUGUCGGUGUUCCCUUUGUCCGUUGGUUCGGUACUGAAUGCGACUACAAUGCGAUGGUUAUCGAUCUCCUCGGGCCCUCGCUCGAGGAUCUCUUCAACUUCUGCAACCGCAAGUUCAGCCUCAAGACCGUCCUUCUCCUCGCCGAUCAACUCAUCUCGCGCAUCGAGUACAUCCACUCCCGCAACUUCAUCCACCGUGACAUCAAGCCCGACAACUUCUUGAUGGGUAUCGGUAAGCGCGGCAACCAGGUCAACGUCAUCGAUUUCGGUCUCGCCAAGAAGUACCGUGACCCCAAGACCCAUCUCCACAUUCCCUACAGGGAGAACAAGAACUUGACCGGUACGGCCCGCUACACGUCCAUCAACACCCACUUGGGUGUCGAGCAGGCCCGCCGCGAUGACUUGGAGUCGCUCGCCUACGUUCUUAUGUACUUCCUGCGCGGCGCCCUUCCCUGGCAGGGUCUCAAGGCUGCCACUAAGAAGCAGAAGUACGACCGCAUCAUGGAGAAGAAGAUGACGACGCCCACCGACCUUCUUUGCCGCGGCUUCCCUCACGAGUUCGGCAUCUUCCUCAACUACACUCGUGCUCUCCGCUUCGACGACAAGCCCGACUACUCCUACCUCCGCAAGCUCUUCCGCGACCUGUUCGUCCGCGAGGGCUUCCAGUACGACUACGUCUUCGACUGGAGUGUCCAGCGUGGAGCUCAGGAUGAUUCUUCUGCGGGUGCCAGUUCUAAAGCCGCUGGCGGCAGGAGGAAGGUCGUGCAAGAGGAGGAAGGAGGAAAUGACCGCCCCAGCGACAGACAGUGA